Aricia agestis (brown argus) is the source of this 1859-nucleotide messenger RNA. It is a transcript of the gene bbc, whose product is annotated as cholinephosphotransferase 1. Gene Ontology annotation, molecular function: ethanolaminephosphotransferase activity; diacylglycerol cholinephosphotransferase activity. Gene Ontology annotation, cellular component: Golgi apparatus; endoplasmic reticulum membrane. Bases 125 to 1615 code for a protein of 496 amino acids. The record is from RefSeq and is a predicted model, not a curated record. Gene Ontology annotation, biological process: phosphatidylethanolamine biosynthetic process. The transcript has 10 exons. NCBI's taxonomy places the organism in Eukaryota, Metazoa, Arthropoda, Insecta, Lepidoptera, Lycaenidae.
UAUUUUAGAAUUUUGCAUGUUGGAAGUUUUAGCAAAGGUGGUUAGUUUUUAUUAGAAAAUUAAAAUUAUAACAUGUGUUAGUGAUAAGAUUAGUGAUUACAGUGUAAAUGACUUAAUAAUAACAAUGCAGUUUCACAAAGAGAGGAUUCUGAGUGCGGCGCAAUUAAAAAGACUGAGUGAACACAAAUAUUCUUGCACGAGUGCCAGUAUAUUGGAUGCAUGGCUUCAGCCUUGGUGGUGCUGGCUAGUGUCUAAAACUCCGCUAUGGCUAGCUCCGAAUCUCAUCACUAUAUUAGGUUUAAUAGUAAAUAUUGUCACAACACUCAUCUUAGUAUGGUAUAGUCCUGAUGCCAGACAAGAGCCCCCGAGAUGGGCCUGCGCCCUGUGUGCCCUGGGUGUGUUUGUUUAUCAGAGUCUGGAUGCCAUUGAUGGCAAGCAGGCUCGGCGGACGGGUAGUCAAUCCCCGCUCGGUGAACUCUUUGAUCAUGGCUGUGACAGCAUAUCAACAGUGUUCAUAGCCCUCGGAGCAUGUAUAGCAGUGAAGCUUGGCGAAUAUCCGACCUGGAUGUUUUUUCAAUGCUUCUGCGCGAUGACGCUGUUCUACUGCGCGCACUGGCAGGCGUACGUGACGGGUACGCUGCGCAUGGGCCGCAUCGACGUCACCGAGGCGCAGUACGCCAUCAUACUCAUACACCUCGUCUCCGCCACCAUCGGCGCUGACUUCUGGGCCACUCAGGUGGGCUCGCUGGAGAUGCGGUACUCGCUGGCGGGCGCGGGCGUCGCGGGCACCGCCUUCACAAUGACGGCCCUCGGCGCGGCCAUCGCGGCCGGGGGCGUCGGCAAGAAUGGCUCCACCGUGGCCGUUCGGGGUUUGGGCAUGACCACGGUGCUCCUGGCCUGCGCCCUCACCCUGGUCGGCCAGCUCUACUUUAUCAUUAGCUUUCUGAAGAUAUUCCGCGUUAGAGGCUGCGGGAAAAACGGAUCCACAGUCGCACUUCCGAUCAACAUCAGUCUGAACCUGAUCUCGAACUACGGCGUGCUGCUCACGUCCGCGUACCUCGCCUACGGAUACGUUAACGUGAUCAUGAGGGGCGGGGUCGGCAAGAACGGCUCCACCGUCGCAGGUACGAGCAUCGUGUCCCCGGUGAUUCCCUUUGCGCUGGUCGUGGUGCCCGCCUUCAUCAUCUUCCAGAAGAGCGAGUCGCAGGUGUACGAGAACCACCCCUCGCUCUACAUCAUCGCCUUCGGGAUGGUCGCAGCCAAGGUCACCAAUAGACUGGUGGUGGCGCAUAUGACGAAGAGCGAGAUGGAAUAUUACGACUGGUCGCUGCUGGGACCCGCGAUGCUGUUCCUCAACCAGUACUUUAACAACGCCAUCCCCGAGUACUACGUGCUGUGGCUCUGCGCCAUCUGGGUGAUAGUUGACCUGAUGCGGUACUGCGGGCAGAUCUGCCUGGAGAUAUGCGCGCACCUCAAGAUCCAGCUGUUCCGGAUCAGCGCCCUGCCCCCCGCACCCGCCGCGGCCCCGCCCCGCGCCGCCAACAACGUGAGCAGUGACAGCGACAAGUCGGAGGCCGAGGACGCCGUGCCGCUCCUUAACGACACAGACAGCUAACAACUUUGAGUUACCGUAAAGUUUAGUUCUAAAGUCAAAUAAAUUUAAUUCACAAACGACUUUUUAACGACCACACCUUGGCCAAAACUAGCUACAGUUUGAGAAUUAUUGAGAUAGCCGGUUUGAAGGGCCUAAUAAUUUAACUUUUGCCGACCUUUUGUAAAAAUUCUAGAUAGUAGUUAACUAUUAACAAAGAAAAUCAAAAAGUAAAAAUAGCAAAAAUCACAAUUUAAUAUCCUAUUAC